This is a messenger RNA of Thermothielavioides terrestris NRRL 8126, 471 nucleotides long. RefSeq lists its product as uncharacterized. Bases 1 to 471 code for a protein of 156 amino acids. The record is from RefSeq and is a predicted model, not a curated record. The transcript is spliced from 3 exons. Lineage: Eukaryota; Fungi; Ascomycota; Sordariomycetes; Sordariales; Chaetomiaceae.
AUGUGCGGUGUGCAUCAACUCCCGACUCAUGCCUCAGGAGGGACGCAACGUGUGAUCGGCACGCCGCCCGCCCGCGAGCAUCGCCGUGCGCUCCACUACGCAGGGGGUAGCGUUGAUCCGCACGCCCAGCGCGCCACGGGGCUGGGAUGGUCCCGCUUCGCCAGCGAGAUCCAAGCGACCCAGAGCUGCAUGCCGUCGUCGACGACGCAGUGCCGGGCGUCCAUCUGCCCUACGAGGAUCCCCCCGAGACAUCACCGCAGAGCAGGCGCCAAGCGAGGCAGCCACACUCUCCUCCCCACCGGCUGGGCAAGGCUGCUUUCGCACCCUCACUCAUGCUCGCCACGACCAGAAAGGAAGGUCGUUAAGAACCCUCUCACCAACCCCCCCUCCCUCCAGCCAACCAUGAACCCCUUCAGAGCACAGGUGGACGCCCCCUCAAGCUGCUGGAAGGCGACCGCGGCGCGAGACUAG